Messenger RNA from Acaromyces ingoldii, 2880 nucleotides. RefSeq lists its product as hypothetical. Gene Ontology annotation, biological process: regulation of DNA-templated transcription. The transcript has 2 exons. Gene Ontology annotation, molecular function: sequence-specific DNA binding; DNA-binding transcription factor activity. The coding region runs from base 1 to 2880 and encodes 959 amino acids. The record is from RefSeq and is a predicted model, not a curated record. NCBI's taxonomy places the organism in Eukaryota, Fungi, Basidiomycota, Exobasidiomycetes, Exobasidiales, Cryptobasidiaceae.
AUGGACCACCUGGACACGCAGUUUGACAACGACGGCACAUCCUUUGCCGCCAUCUUCCAGAAGCAGCAACAGCAGCACCAGGAGGAAGAGCAGCUGAGACAACAGCAACAGCAGCAGCAGCACGGCCUCUAUACUGGCUCCUCUUCGUCAUCGCCCCCACCAUCGUCUACGUCGCCCACGUCUGCAUUCCGGUCGUCGCCCUCGCCCCCGUCGCACGACAAGCAGCUCUCGGCCACGACAACAGUCGACUCUCCGUCGCCUUCCUUUGGCUUACACAAUAAACAAACCACAGGCGGCGGCGGUGGUGGUGGUGGUGGUGGCGACGACGCUAGCGGUGGAGGCGACCUCAGCAGCCACGACGAAGGGCCUACGACGAGAUUGAGCAGCGGCAGCAGCAACAGUAGCAACAAUCACGCCGUAUCAAUGUUCAGCGCAGCGAGCGACAUGUCUGGGAUGCUCUCGGUCGACGGCGGCCAGAGUCACCAAAUCCAUCCUACGCCAAACCAGCAGCCGCUGAGACAUAAUUCGGUGCCCAUGGUCGGUGCUUCGAUGCAUGCGGGGCAGAAUAACACAAGGGGCGGCAGCGGAGGCGGAGGGGGAAUCGGGGCUGCAGGCGCUCUGACGGAUGCCGCUGCGCCGCAGAGUGGGACAGGCGCAGGACCGAGUACGAGGCAGCUCUCAUCCUUUUCCUCUGCCUCUUCCUCGAACCCCGCCUCGCCGUCGAUGCGGCCACCUAAUAGCGCAGCAGCAGCAGCAGCUGCUGCUGCCACGACGGACUUCUUUAAUGCAACGCUCAAUUCUUCGCCCUCGCCCCACAGAGGAUCUCCUCUGGGUCCUCAUAGCGCGGCGGCAGCAGCGGCAGCAGCAGCAGCGGGAUCGGGUGGUGCAAUGUCGAUGAACAGCACCGUGGGCAGCCCGGAAGACAUGCCACGACAAUCUCCGACCCAGGUCAAGGCCGAAGCCCACUCCUCACCUUUUCUCACUCCAGCCUCAUCGACGCAGACGCCGUCGAUGAACAGGCGAUUGCCUGAGCGCAGCGACAGCUACCAGAGCCUGAGCGGCGAGAUGAAUGGCAUGAACAUGGGCAACGAGCAGGUGCACGUGGUUCCUUCGCAGCCCAUGCGCACCAACAAUGCCUAUCUCGGCGGCAUGGCUGCUCCUGGCCCGGGCCACGGUAUGGGCGACUACACAAUGAUGUCCAUGGACUCGCCCCACAGCAUGAUGCAUGGCGGCGGCGGCGGCGGCAGCAGCAGCAACGACAACAAGCGCAGCAACAGCGACACCGGCGCCGGCGGUGGUGCCAGCUCCUCUGGAGCAAACAACAAUAGCCAAGCAGAUAAUGGCCAGGGCGCAGCGAGCACAAAAUUCGUCCACAAGCUCUUUCGAAUGGUGUCGGACCCCGAGUACCAGCACCUGAUCAGCUGGAACGCUUCGGGAACCUCGGUCGUCGUGACCAACUUUGACGAGUUUGCAAAGGAGGUGCUGGGCAAACACUUUAAGCACAGCAACUUUAGCAGCUUCAUUCGUCAGCUCAACAUGUACGGCUUCUACAAGGUCAACAAGACACCAAGAGGCCAUCGGCACGCCGUCGACACGCAGAUCUGGGAAUUCUCUCAUCCCAAAUUCAUCCGCGGACGACCGGAGCUGCUCGACGACAUUCGCAGAAAGGCCCUCGAUUCUGAACACGCCAGAGUCGAGGCCAGAGACCUCCAGUACAGUGUCUCGGUCGGCCACAUGCAGCUGCGCCAGGUCGUCGAUGAGCAGCAGUACCGCAUUGAGGAGCUGUACGAGGUCAACAUGGCUCUCAGGCAGGUCGUCAUUGGUUUGAGGGACAAUGUGGCAGGCAUCCUCGAGUGGAUCAAGAUGAACAAUGGCGGCCAACUUCCCUUUGACGCCAAGCUUCAGCAGGAUAUGCCUCCGACGCCCAUGAUUCCGUCCUUUUCUGGCGUGGGUCCUCAAGGGGCUGCUUCGCAAGGCUGGGGCGGAAUGGACACUUCGCAAACAGCCGAUGGUCCGCCGAUCUUUGUCACUGAGCCGGCCUAUGGCAACCCUCAUGGGGGCGGGCCCAUGGGCCACGGCCCUGCUGGUGGCGACGUCUUCUCCUUUGGCGCCAUGAGCCAAGUUUCGCCGAUGGGCUCCAGAAGGGUCUCUGCCGGCAGCGCGCAGAGCGAGGCCAUGGUGCAGCACCACAGCCCCCUCAUCGACGAGCAGGGCAGGCCGAUCUCUGCUCACUCGAGCAACGCCGGCCGGUCGUCCUUUGGCGAUCCAUCGAUGGUUGGACGCCCAAUUGCAGGCUCGCACAAGGCGGCAGCAAGUGGUCUUGCCAUCGACACUUCGCUGCACCACCACGCCCAGUUCGGCGUCAUGCCUCAUGGCAGCAACCUCUCUCCGAACCCUGGUCUUGGCGUCAUGGGCCCUGGUGGCCUUCCACAUUCGCCUAUCUCUCCCCAAAAUGCAGCCAUGAUGGCCGCGGCGAUCAACACGCCAUUGCCGCCAUCACCUGCCGUCAAUGCGCACAUGAAUGGAAACCCACUCGUGUCUGGUCAAUUCAAUCCAAUGGACCAUGGCCAAGGGUCACCCUUCAUGCAGACGAACCCCGGUGGGGGUAUGCACUCACCAUCGAUCCCUGGUGGAUUCCCAGGCCAGUUUGGCGCGGCAGCCUAUGCGACUGGCGGCAAUGGCGGACCAGGUGAUGUCUUCUCCACGUCGGCCAUGGCCAAUGACGAAGACGACGGCAUGCUGGGGCCCAAUAGCAAAGCGAGCCGGACACCGCUGAAGCGCACGGCGAGCAACUCUGGCGGGCAAUCUGGCCAACAGCACAUACAACAGCAGCAGGCUGCUGCUGCAUCAGCAAACCAGAAGCGCAAGUCGCCAUCAUAG